Cotesia congregata is the source of this 1893-nucleotide messenger RNA. The record is from the annotation of a GenBank genome assembly. NCBI's taxonomy places the organism in Eukaryota, Metazoa, Arthropoda, Insecta, Hymenoptera, Braconidae.
AUGGGCAGCCGACAAGUAGUUACUAGUCAGGGUUUGCUCAUUCAGGAAGUAAAUUUCAAAAUGAAUAAACUUAUAGCUUUAGUGUUUAUUCAAAAUUUUGUAUCUAGCCAAAUUCAAAUACCUCCUAAAAAUAAUUUGGCUUUGUUUAACAACAUGAUGAGAGAUUUGUUCAAUAACUGCAGAGCGGAAUUUAGAACCAUCGGAUUUUGGGGUCACGACCAAAUUUUUCCAACCGACGAUAAGGCUGAUAUUGUUUUGCUGAAUAAAAAUGAAAUGUUAAAGGAACCGUCAACCAGGCGGAUAAAAUUUCUGGUGGCAAUUCUUGGAGAAUUCAAUCCUGAUCCUGAAAAGACUUUGUUUGAAGUGAUGCCGACUCUUGAAAUAGAAACAAUGUUUGUUUUUGACAAAAACAAUUCAAAUGAAAAAUCCAUGGACAGCAUAUUUGAUUGGUUUCAAAAUAGAUUCGAAAAUUCGAAAUUUUAUUACUGCACUGCGACAGAAGGAAAAAUUGAUAUAGUAACUUUUAAUACUUUCGCGGAUGUAGCUCCAGCAUUCUGGGCCAAAAUUGGAGAAGUUCAAUUUCCAGAUGACGAUGGAGAUUGGAGCAUUUUCAAAGCCGAAUAUACUGAAAACACUAAAUAUAUUUAUGGUUCCGAGCUUUGCGAAAAUAUAAUCUUCGAUCGGACUAAAAAAUUACAUGGCUACAAAAUAAAAGUCUCAGCAAAACUACAAAAUUUUUCCGAACCAAAACUUGUCGUCCUAAACGACUUAAUCACUAAAGACACUGAUGUGUUACGAGUUACAUCUAUGCUGUUUCCAAUGCAAGGAUUAUUCAGUAAAUUCUUAACGAACUAUUUAGACGUAUCGGUCAAUAUUACUCAUGGCAUGCCAUUAUAUCGCGGCGUAGACACCAGCGUAAUGAUAAUGGAUGGAACUUUAGAUUUGGGUCUCACACCUACUCAUUGGAUAGCAAAAGAUAGGUUCUUUAAAUUUUCGACCUAUUUUCAUCUGCCAUGCCCAUCACUAUUUUAUUAUAAUAUAAUAGUGACCCACAAUCGCGAAAUGUCACCUCUGGAAAAAAUAUUCGAAUUUUACGGGUGGCUGACCAUCAUUGUAACUCUCAUCAUCAUCUUCAUUGCAUUCAUUGUUAUUUAUUUAUUAAACAGUGAAUCUAACUCUAGUUUAUCUUUUACCGUCUUCGAGUGCCUGAGGUUGCUGAUUGGUAGUUCUAUCUACACGCGCAUGGAUUCUGAUAAUACGCGAAUAGUUUUUUCUGUUAUAUUUUUAUACUUCCUGAUCAUACAGGCAACUUUUUUUGGACACCUCGCGGCUUUUUUAACAAAACCUGCGUACAGAAAAAAUGUUGAGACUCUAAAAGAUCUGAAAGAUCCUUAUUACACUGCAAUUUAUUCACAUGUUGGGGGUCAAAGCUACAUCACGGACCCGGUCUUGUUGAAUAAAACUAAAUUUGGCGAUUUUGAGUGUGGUGAUUAUAUCAAUGAUACUUCUAUCGCUUGUAUCGAUGCUAAAUCUAAUUUGAAGUAUUUGGUGGCUGAAUACAACUUGCAUACACCAAGGAAUUUUAUUAAGUUCAGCUACGCUUCCCUGACAAUGCGUCAUAAUUGGGCCUUGAGACAUCGUGUUAAUAAUCUGAUUAUGCGUUUAGCACAGUCUGGAAUUACGGAAUUUUGGGAAAAAAAAUUUGAGCAACCUCUACACGAAAAACUCAAAAGAAAACAUGAUAUUGAAGAAAACUUCCACCGACCCAUAAGUGUAGCAGAUGUUAUGUUCGCUUUUAUUCUACUUUCCGUCGGUUUAUUUUCCGCAUUUCUUUCUUUUGUCGUAGAAUAUUUAUUAGAAAUUUUUACAACUAUCAACAUGUUUACAAGAUAA